GUGACAUAGCAGCAGCUGGUCGAGUCCAAGAAACACGGAUAUGAGCACCUCUUCCCUGUCAAGCACUGUGAGCACUAUGAACAGAGUUCUGGACAUGAAUCAGUAGUCAUCCAGAAGGACCAUGACCUGUUGAAGCCGGACCCUGAUGCUGCUCCUUCAGGCCUCCUCAAGUGCUCCUGGUCCUGAUGCUGCUCCUUCAGGCCUCCUCAAGUGCUCCUGGUCCUGAUGCUGCUCCUUCAGGCCUCCUCAAGUGCUCCUGGUCCUGAUUUACUUUCUUUUCUUCUUCCGCUCGGGAUGCGCUGAGCAAACACACUGCAGUUUUUGCAUCGCGUGACCAGAGUGGGUAAUACUGGGCAAAUCGUAUUUCAACACACUUUGAGCCUAAAACUGAAAUCAUGUGAUUAUUUUGGAAUACCAUCAAUUCUCUGUUGGCACUGGUUUGCAGAGUUCUGCCCUAGAUCCAUCCUCUAGCCUUCACAGCAUGUUGCUCCUCCAUGCCCACUGGAGUCCAAGUCUGAAGUGGAGCAUCAGACUUAACCCAGUACAGCCUGGAGUUUCUUGGAAAAUAGUGUGUGGGUCUGUGCGACAAAAGAAAGGAGUUUGGCUAAUCCAGCAUGGAUUUGACCUCUGAGGAAAGCUUAAUGGCUGGUAUUUCUACAGCAAUGCUAGGACUUCACUUCGAUUGUGCGCCUUUUAACAGAACCACUACCAUGUGGAUCUAAGUUUUUCACCAUCUAAAGGCACCAGAUAUGGUGUCACCAUGCUGAAUGUUCAAUAUUGAAAAUAGAGAAUGGGAGACAAACUCUAUUUGUAUUUUGUAGGGCAUGGAGAAGCCCCCUAACCUUUCAGCUAGUGUGUUUCUAUUACCUCCUUAUUGCACGAAUUUGAAUCCUGUUCUUUUUUUCUUGUUUUGUGCAACUUCCUUCCUGAUCAAAGUGACCCCCAUAGUGGUGGAGGUUUGAAUUGAUCCUAGAUGUUUAGGGGCUGCUCUGUAUUUGAUUAAGCCCAAGACAUUGGGGUAAACACUGCAGCUGGAGGUCUCUGCGGCUAAGGAAAAAACCUAUACUUCACCUAUAAAGCCACGGGAUGUUUUAAUCCAUUAAAUUCUUCAACAAUAAUUCUAGUCAAGAGUUUGGAGGACACGCAGGGAGAGGUUGGGUGGAGCCAGAGAUCGGGCCAAAGGUUAUGGCGGAACACGGGGAGUUGCUUGCAGAAAUGACCACUGUUGGGCGUCUGUCUGCUACGGAGCGGCUCAAACAUGCCCAGAAACGUCGCACUCAGCAGCUGAAGGGCUGGGCCCAAAUGGAGAAGGAGAGCGCCCGGGGUGGGAAGGCGUCACAGAAGGCAGACAAGGCCAAGAAGAAGGACAAGGACAAGGAGCCCAGCCGGAGGGUCACCUUCCCCAGUAAUAUCACCCUACUAGAGUCAGCUGCACGCAAUGACUUGGAGGAAGUGAGGGAACUGCUGAAAAAUGGAGUCAGUCCAGACCUGGUCAACGAGGAUGGACUCACAGCAUUGCACCAGUGUUGUAUAGAUGACUUUGAGGACAUUGUGCGUUGUCUGCUGGAGGCAGGCGCCACUGUGAACGCCGCGGACAGUGAGCUGUGGACCCCGCUACACGCUGCUGCCACCUGUGGACAUACUGGCCUGGUGCAGCUGCUAGUGCAGUCUGGGGCCGAUGUGCUGGCGGUGAAUGCUGACGGAAAUAUGCCGUAUGACCUCUGUGAGGAUGAAGCCACACUGGAGCUCAUAGAGAUGGUCAUGGCAGAGCAAGGCAUCACACAGGAGCGUAUAGAUGAGUGCCGUGGGGCGAAGGAGAGGCAGAUGCUGGCGGAUGUCCAGGCUGUGAUAGACAGCGGAGGAGACCGGACCUCAAGGGACGAGCAUGGGGCCACACUGUUGCAUAUUGCAGCGGCCAAUGGAUAUGUGUCUGUAGGGGAGCUUUUGCUGGAGCACAGGUUCCCUAUGGAGGAGAAGGACAACGAUGGCUGGACGCCACUCCAUGCUGCCGCCUGCUGGGGACAGCUUCAGAUGGUGGAGCUGCUAGUGGCUCACGGGGCCAACCUGAGCGCCAAAUCAGUUCUGGAGGAGACGCCCAUAGAUGUUUGUCCAGAUGAGGACGUGAGGGCCAAGAUGCUGGAGCUCAAGCACAAGCAUGAUGCCAUCAUGAAGAGUCAGGAUCGACACAAGGGCACCCUGCAGAGACGAGCCUCCAGUGCCAGCAGCAGAGGAAAGGUUGUGCGGCGUGUGAGUGUGAACGAGCGGUCGAGUCUGUACAGACGGGAGCACCGUAAAGAGGCCAUAGUGUGGCAGGAGAGGGGCCGGCAGCCUGAACCGCCGGACGACGAUGAGGACAGACAGACAGAUGCUGAGCUCAAUAUGCACCCAGCGAUGGCAUCAAGUUCAGCUGCAGGCCAGGAAGGUAGCCAAGGGGACAGGCUUGUAGAUCCUGGGGUGCUUGGGAACGGAGGAUCCGCCACCUCCCUGUCCUCCUCCUCCAUGCUUGGGGAGUUCCGCGUUGGGGGCCGCAUGGACCGCAGUGCGUCUUACCAGCUGACACCGCCCUCAGCUGCCAGUCUGGCUGAGGGCGAGGGAGCGGACAGCAUGACCCGGGAGAAGUCCCACCACACGCUGGCCGAACUCAAACGGCAGCGGGCGGCUGCCAAGCUCCACAAGCACCCCGCGCCCCCUCCGCCUUUGCUUCCGCCGUCCGAGGAGGAGCCCGCCCCUGCCUCUCUCGACCCCGCGACGCCAGAGACUCCGGGAGGCACGGUGCCUCAGGACGAAGUGAUCUCGCCCAACACUGUGUACUUCACGCCGGCCAGCGGGGACCCACCCCUCCUGAAACUGCGUGCGCCGGAGGAGGAAGCGCCCAAUACCAAGGAGCCCUGCUGUGGUCUCAUGUAGAGAGAAGGACACGAGACCUCGGCACGCACACACGCGACAAGCAAAAGCUCUGGAACAUUUUUGGUUAAUUUUGUUAAAUUCAUGAGCCUCAGAGGCACUAUGGCACAGCACCAUGGACGCACAACACACGUACUUUACACUCCUCAUGCAGACACAUGCACUUGGGCCCAAAUUAACACAGAGUGUCACUACUGUAAAAACAAAACUCAUAAUCCCAUGGCAAACACUUAAGACACUUGGAAUGGAAUAUUUGAGGUGACAAAUGUAGACUCUCUUCUGAGAUUAUAUAUGGGAAGCGCACUUAAAACAAAGGAAAGCUUACCAAACUGCAUAGUUGCACGUCAGAGGUUGGGAAUAAUGGAAUUACAUGGAGGAUUUGUUUUCUUUUCAUGCCAUUUCAACUGUGUUGUUUGUUUUAUGGGAUUUUGAUCCCAAAGUUCAUUCAAGCCUUAAAACUUUUUUUUUUCUAGCAUAAACCUUAUUGAAUGAUAUUAAUCACUCUAAAGGCUACAAGGCCCGGGGCAGCUUAUGCAGGGCCAACAUACACCAUCUCACUACCAACUACAUCAAGAACCUAAACAGUGAAUCUAGCCUAAGGCUUGAGUCCAAGGAUCACUCCAGAUGAGUUGAGUAAACUAUAUGCCCUACGUGAACAGGAAAUCCCAGAUGUCAGAGAUCUCAGAAAACCUUCCACACAGGACACUAGAGAAAUUUUGCACUUUACUGUGUUAAAAUGAAGAAUGCUAUGUUGCAGAAUUAUGUUUUAAGUUAUAUUUUCCAUGUGUGGCUUUAAUUGCAAAACAUACAAUCAUAUAUUAUGGUUUGCUUGUGCACUUCUGCAGAAGACAAGUGGCCCUUUUCAGUUGCUAUUUUGAUUUUGGUGAUCUGAUUAAUAUGAGUGAAAAUGUACAAUUUAUAGGGUUAAACAAGAUCUUUAAUUAAUGGAAGUUUUUUUACCCACAAGAUUUCUCUGUAAAAGUGCUUUCCAAGAUUUUGGCCCAACCCAAAACUUUGUCAAAUAUUUUCCUAUGUCUAGAUUAUUUCAAAUUAUUGGUAAUGACUUGUAUGUGUACAGCUGGUGAAUUGAUUUGGUAAAAAUGUUGAUUGUAUUUUUUUUCUUCUAAAAUGAUAUAAUGCCUGAUUUAAAAGCGUCAUUUAUAAUUUAUUUAUUUAAUUUAUUUAGAAGUUAAACUGAACACUCCAGUUGUAAGAGGACACAGAACUAUGAGACAUCACUGUAAGCCUUACUUGUUUGAAUUUACAUUGCCAUGUACUUGAUGUGCUCCGAUGACGUCAUAUGGACUGUAUCUCUCCACCUCUGGUUCCCUCUCGAAUAGGUCUCAGAUUUCAGAUAAAAAUGGUAUUUUGAGAACUCCAGUGCAGACUGCAUAGAGAACUGAAGCUACUGUACCUGUACAGGUAAAUUGUGCUUUUCAUGAAGCAUUGUGUUUAUUGAUAAAAGGAAAUGAUUUUCAAAGGUGAUUCUUCCAAUCCAUCUGAGUCGGUGUAGCGUUCAUGGUGUUCAAGAAAGUGAAUCAUACCCUGAAGGUACUAAUCCCACUCUCUUAGCGGUAUUCAGUUUUGGUUUACUAUAAUUAUCGAUAUAGUCAUAUUAAUAACAUAUCUACAAUAUAUCAUUGUGAGUAAAAACACAGUGGCCAUAUGGAAUAACAAAUCUAUUGUUUAAAAAUGAAAUGUGAAAAUGCUUUUUCACAUGUGUUUUAGAAGUGUGCUUAUAAUUAUUUGAGAAGUACUGUAGCAUACGUCUUAAACAUGUUCAAUUUGAUCAUAACAUUUGUUUAAUGAGCACCAAGCGUCAACACUUCUAAUAUGCUUACCACAGUGACCUGCAGUACAUGAACACAACAAUAAAGACUUGAGAAAUUAAUUUAA
This is a messenger RNA of Alosa alosa (allis shad), 4800 nucleotides long. It is a transcript of the gene ppp1r16a, whose product is annotated as protein phosphatase 1, regulatory subunit 16A. Lineage: Eukaryota; Metazoa; Chordata; Actinopteri; Clupeiformes; Clupeidae. Gene Ontology annotation, molecular function: protein binding; enzyme inhibitor activity; phosphatase regulator activity. Gene Ontology annotation, cellular component: cytoplasm. The record is from RefSeq and is a predicted model, not a curated record.